Uloborus diversus is the source of this 836-nucleotide messenger RNA. Its product is annotated as COMM domain-containing protein 8-like. Bases 165 to 725 code for a protein of 186 amino acids. NCBI's taxonomy places the organism in Eukaryota, Metazoa, Arthropoda, Arachnida, Araneae, Uloboridae. The record is from RefSeq and is a predicted model, not a curated record. The transcript is spliced from 5 exons.
CAUAGGAGGCAGUCCGUGGUCCAGACACAAAUCAAAACAAUUCAAAUUUCAUAUCAAUUUAGUGAUUUACAUAAAUGAAAAAAUGUGUGUAAUUGAUAAAUGAUCAAUAAUCCUUUCAUCAAGCUUCCCAAUAUCAGCGCAGCUUCAUUUUUGCAUGUUUGGGUAUGGAGCUUAUGGAUCAAAAAGCCAUUGCAGCAUAUUGUCAGUUACUUAUUAAAUGUCCUAACGACAGAUUUCAAAAGCUUUUUCACCACAUUAUUGAUGUGUUCUGUGGCUGCCAAAAUGUUAUCUAUGAAAAUUAUUCUGAUGUGUGGACCUUGGUUGAAUGGUGGGAUUUAAUAGCUGGUUGUGAAAAGUUUUUAACUGGAAUACAAGGCAUGGAAGAGAAGCUUCCUACUGUUCUUGAACCUUUUUCUCCAGAGAUUCAAAGUAUUAUGAAAGACAGUCUGGAAGUAAGAAGAGCUGAUUUGAAAUCUACGCUAUUAGAAAAAAGUCAUAAAGUGUGUCCUGCUUACCUGGUUCAUUUUGACUGGAAAGUUAAGCUGACUCUUGCAAGUGACAAAAUGGCUCAAAUAAAUGAACCAAGAUUGCUUCUGGAUCUGGAUAUCACAGGAAAUAAAGAGAAAACACUUCAACUAGAUCUCUCAAAAGAAGAAACAAAGAUGUUGAUUGAGUCUAUGGAAAAAGCUAAACUGACUGUUUUGGAUUACUUAACUAAUGAAUGACAGUACUGACAGGAUGAACUAUCAAAAAGAAGAUUUCUAGAGCAUUACUAAACAAAUGUAAAUAAAAACAUUCCUCCAUUUAAAUUAUAAAUAAAUUUUAUUUCUAUUACA